AUGGGGAUCCGAGUGUAUCUUCGGGAGAGGAAGCUCGUCCAGACAUGUCCCCUCUCUGCUAUUGCCAAUACUCGUCUUGGUAUUGAUGCGACGUACUAUCUCUCACACCUGCUCUCCGAUGUCGACUCUAGAGAACCUCUCGUCGCCGCUACCGGUGGUCUACCUCUCGGUAUAAUCGCAAAAAUAGAAACCGAUCUUCGUGCUUUAGAGCGUUUGAACAUAAAGCCAGUCUUUGUCUUCUCAGGUCUUCCACUCGCUUCUCGACCUCCGCAGAAAGGACCCGACCCUCAGGCAGAGCGUGAAACGCAGGUGAAGAACGAAGCGUGGUCAUACUAUGAGAAUGGUCAGGUGGAGAGAGCUAUCAUGCAGCUCACUGCGAUUAGGAAUGGGUCAUGGACGGAUCAUAAGGAUUUGUUGAGGUUGAUCAUCAGGUUGUUCAGACAUCGUUUCGUGGAAUUUGUUAUUGCUCCCUAUAUCGAAUUUGCUCAGUUCGUCGAGAAGACCAGACUACUCGUGGAUCUCAACCUCACUAGCGAACAAUUCCUCGAUAUGGGUAUUCUCGCUGGAUCGUCCCUCUCCCGUACCUUCCCUCCCAUCGCCAACGACUUUGCGGUAAAGACCGUCAUAGAUCUUAUGCGUCAUCACAAAUCUGGUAUUCUCGUUUGCCAAAAUUGGCGAGAAUCCCAAUUCAAGACGCAGAACUAUAUUGAUGCCUUUUGGAAAGCCCGUCUUGCCGUCAAAUGCUCUCUUGUCCUCACCACCGAAGGAUCCUGUGUCCCGUUACCUACAGUGGUCGCACCGCUUGGUCAACCUUUUACCCUCUCUGAUAUACCCGGUGACCUCGACGAGAUCUUCUCCCCUAGGAUCCCUGACGAACUCUACUUCUACAUCUGUAGAGGUCUAAUCAGCUCUCAAGUAGUAGGAUGGAUCACUAGCGGGAUUAUACAUGAAAAUCAACCUUUAGCCGAUACUACCGAUUACCACAGGUUCAUCAAAGAUGUCAUCACCGAAGGACCCACAUCCCCUCGUUGCACCACUAUCGCCUUACUCCUCAACGUCUUACAUCCCGACUGGUCAAAACGUCGGAUCAGCGCUCAUUAUUUCUUUGACCCUCCUUUCGCUGGUCCUCAAGGUACCAACGUCCCAUACAACGACGCCACUACCCAGUCUCUUGUCGAGAAGCUGUCGGGGUGGCAUGUACCCAUGCCUACCAUUGAGUCGGAGCUGCGACGACAGAACUCUUCUACUAUCGACUUAAAGCUCUGUAUAGGUGCUUUAGUCACCGAGGAAUUAGCGGCUCAUACUCGAAAAGACAAAGGAAGCAAGGCACUUGACAAGAAGGAUGAAGUGGUCGCCAAUGUUCUCUGGCGUCUUAUGGAAUUGAGAGGCUUUAUCAAUGCCAAUCACACACAAACUUUAAUCGGUAAAGCGUUGUACGCUGCUAAUGCGGUAUCCCGUGUGAAUGAUAGAUUCCAAGAACCACUUUAUCUCUUACUAGAGUUACUUCGAGCUGGAGUGGUCCAUGGAUCAAAGUGGGGAGGUGACAACUCAGAAACUUUAUCGGGUGGACCAAGUUUCGGAACGGACGAGGAGCAGAAGAGUAUAUUGCUCAUCAUGCGAUGUAUCUCCAUUCUCCCUCUGAUGUCAAGACCCCAACAAUGGGUCGGCCCUUUAUCUCGAGAGUUACUAGUCUUCAACUCUUUUGUCAGAGCAUUAUCGAAAUCCCUUAGACAUCUCUGCGAAGCCGUCUCCGUCCAUAUAUUACUUGCAGGAAGCGCUAGGCGGAACAGAGAGGAUUACCAGGAUUUCAUGCUUAGUUUGCCAUUCCAGAGCGAGGUCAAUACAGGUUUUGGUAUUUUGACCAAAACCUAUCUUGAUGCCACCACCUAUCACUUUGAGGAUACUAUCACCGAGGCUGAUGCGGAUUCUGACCGAGCCGUUCAAGCUAAGAAGGAUGCUUUGUCGUUCGUUGAGCAAUCCUUCUCCAGUGUAAAAUCACCUUUACAGGAAGUCGAAAGGGGUUUCAGAUUUUGGGAUUCAAUCAUGGCAGCGAUACGAUCGCUCGAUAAAGAACAAGGACCGAACCCUUCAUUGGCUCAGAGAGUGGUAGGCAAAGAUGUGAUAGAACAGUUUGAAAAUGCGGACAAGUGGUUGAAACCUGUGAGACCGUAA
This is a messenger RNA of Kwoniella mangroviensis CBS 8507, 2172 nucleotides long. RefSeq lists its product as uncharacterized. The transcript has 7 exons. Gene Ontology annotation, cellular component: nucleus. Lineage: Eukaryota; Fungi; Basidiomycota; Tremellomycetes; Tremellales; Cryptococcaceae. The record is from RefSeq and is a predicted model, not a curated record. Gene Ontology annotation, molecular function: mRNA 3'-UTR binding; nuclease activity. The coding region runs from base 1 to 2172 and encodes 723 amino acids.